UGUCGGAGUAAUUGAGCCACAAUAACGAGGUACUUACGUCAAAACGUCAUCAUUCCUCGAGAUGUAAACAAUUUAAGCUUUGUUUUGUAUUAUUGUGCUGCAUAUACAUUAAAUGCACUAAAAACGUACUCUGAGGUAAUCAAUAAUUUGAGUUGCUAAAACAUUUUCGAACAUCAGGAUCAGCAUUUUAAGAAUCUCGGCCCCGUUUAAAAAAAACCAAAAGCUCCUUUGAAAAAAGGUAAAAAAAUGGCAGGACAACAGCAUCCUUUUCCUUCCGGCUUUCCAAAUGCGCAACAGUCGACUAUGCGUACUCAAUUUGGCGGCGGUCAAAUGGUCUCUGGAUUAAUGGGUCCCCAACAGGGCGUUCCAGGGAUGGUGAAUCCUCAGCAGUUUGGAACAGGCGUUGGCACAGGUGUUGGUUCCAACCCCAUGGGAAUGCUGAGUGCCCAACAAGUGUUGGUCCAGCAACAACAGUCGAAUGCUCUGCAACAAAUGCACUUGCAGCAGCAAGCGCAAAUGCAGAUGCAGCAACAGCAGCAGCAGCAAGUGGCUCUGGUGCAGCAAAAUAAUCAGGGUGGAAGCGCAGCUUCGACGCCUCAAAAUCCCGUUCCUCCCAGUCAACCUCAGGCACAAAAACAGCCCGGAAAAGAUAUCAAUACGGCGAGUCUCUGCCGAUUUGGACAGGAGACGGUUCAGGAAAUUGUCAGCAGAACACAGGAAUUGUUUCAGACGUUAAAAGUCCUUCAACCUCCUAACGGCACGGCACAAGGCUCGACGUUUGCCAAUGAAAAGAAAACGAAAGUGUCAGACCAUCUGAAAAUGUUGGGCGCACUAUUUAAUCGCCUCAGGCUCAUUUACGAAAAGUGCAAUGAAAGUUGCCAAUCUGGAAUGGAAUACACGCAUAUUGAGAGUCUGAUUCCGCUCAAGGAGGAGUGGGACAUGAAGUCUGACGAAAAGAAAUCGUCAGAGGCUUAUCGACUUGUGUAUGAGGAGAGCAAAGAAGUGAUGGAGCAAGUGAUUAUCAAGAACAAACACCUCAAAGAAAUCAUCGAUCACCUGAGACGCAUUAUUUCGGAAAUAAAUACAAUGUUAACUAUGCGACGAUCAUAGAAAUAAUAUAUGUAAAUAAAUAAUCGCUUGGAUAAAUUAUACUGCCAAUUUGCUAUAAUAAAUUUAAUCUUAUAUAC
Molecule: messenger RNA, 1187 nt
Organism: Belonocnema kinseyi
Lineage: Eukaryota; Metazoa; Arthropoda; Insecta; Hymenoptera; Cynipidae
Product: mediator of RNA polymerase II transcription subunit 30-like
Exons: 5
Coding region: 247-1110 (287 amino acids)
Biological process (GO): positive regulation of DNA-templated transcription
Cellular component (GO): mediator complex
Molecular function (GO): transcription coregulator activity
Source: RefSeq, a predicted model, not a curated record